This is a messenger RNA of Sphaerodactylus townsendi, 2491 nucleotides long. It is a transcript of the gene LCK, whose product is annotated as LCK proto-oncogene, Src family tyrosine kinase. NCBI's taxonomy places the organism in Eukaryota, Metazoa, Chordata, Lepidosauria, Squamata, Sphaerodactylidae. Gene Ontology annotation, biological process: B cell receptor signaling pathway; innate immune response; protein phosphorylation. Gene Ontology annotation, molecular function: ATP binding; signaling receptor binding; non-membrane spanning protein tyrosine kinase activity. The coding region runs from base 226 to 1749 and encodes 507 amino acids. Gene Ontology annotation, cellular component: extrinsic component of cytoplasmic side of plasma membrane. The transcript has 14 exons. The record is from RefSeq and is a predicted model, not a curated record.
AGGAGCUGCCUGUGCUCUGGAUAAAAAAGAUGAAUUCUAUCAAAUGAUCUCUACCUUUCAAGUUGGGAAUCAGAGGAAAGUUGGUUUCUGGCCUCCUAAGUAACAGUGAGAAUGUGCAUUGUCGGGGAGACCAGGUCCUGGAUUUGAAAGAACUCAGUUAAUCUAACAUAACAUAUAAAUAUAGCUUGCUCAAGAUUGCCGGGUGGCUGUCCAUCCUUCUGAGAGAUGAUGGGUUGCUGCUACAGUUCAGAGGAUGAGUGGCUUGAAAAUAUUGAAAUUUGUGAGAUUUGCCACUACCCAAUCGACCCAGAUACCAGGUCAGAGAGGCCGACUGCCAAUGGCUCCGAAGCUUGGAAUCCUCUGCUGUCUAAUGAAGCGGUUUCUCCUCCCAGUUCUCCUCUUCAAGAUAAUCUAGUGGUUGCAUUAUACGAUUACCAAUCAACCCAUGAUGGAGACUUGGUGCUUCGGAAAGGGGAACAGCUGCGGGUAUUGGAAGAGAAAGGAGAUUGGUGGAAAGCCCAGUCCCUCACUACAGGGCAGGUGGGCUUUAUUCCAAGCAACUUUGUUGUCAAACACAACAGCCUGGAACAAGAACCGUGGUUUUUCAAAGCGAUCAGCAGGAAGGAUGCUGAACGUCAGCUCCUGACGACCGGCAACACACAUGGUGCUUUUCUCAUCCGAGAAAGUGAAUCCACCAAAGGAUCCUUUUCCCUCUCUGUGCGGGACUUUGACCAGAACCAAGGGGAAGUAGUGAAGCAUUACAAGAUCCGCAACCUCGAUAAUGGUGGCUUCUACAUCUCCCCUCGCAUCCCUUUUGACAACCUGCACAAGCUGGUGGAGCAUUACACACAUCACACUGAUGGGCUGUGCACACUCCUUGCAAAACCCUGCCAGACCCAGAAGCCACAGAAGCCCUGGUGGCAGGAUGAAUGGGAGGUGCCUCGAGAGACUCUCAAACUGGUGGAGAAACUGGGAGCUGGACAGUUUGGAGAAGUCUGGAUGGGUUAUUAUAAUGGUCACACCAAAGUUGCUGUCAAGAGCCUGAAGCAAGGCAGCAUGUCCACUGAGGCCUUCCUUGCCGAAGCCAACCUAAUGAAGAAAUUACAGCAUCCACGGCUGGUGAGGCUGUAUGCUGUGGUGACCCAGAAGCCUGUGUACAUCAUAACAGAAUACAUGGAAAAAGGGAACUUGGUAGACUUUCUCAAGGAUGAACAAGGACUGCGGUUAACCAUUUAUGACCUCCUGGAUAAGGCAGCACAGGUAGCUGAAGGCAUGGCUUUCCUGGAGAAGAAAAAUUACAUCCACCGUGACCUGCGAGCUGCCAACAUCCUGGUGUCUGAGACCCUUUGCUGCAAGAUUGCUGAUUUUGGCCUGGCUCGUCUGAUAGAGGAUGAUGAGUAUACUGCUCAAGAAGGAGCAAAAUUCCCCAUUAAAUGGACAGCCCCAGAGGCUAUUAAUUAUGGGACGUUCACCAUAAAAGCAGAUGUUUGGUCAUUUGGGAUUCUGCUGACGGAGAUCAUCACCUACGGCCGGAUUCCUUAUCCAGGGAUGACCAACCCAGAAGUCAUCCAGAAACUGGAACAUGGGUACCGCAUGCCUGCACCCGAGAACUGCCCAGAUGAGUUGUAUCAGCUGAUGCUGCAGUGCUGGAAAGACAUCCCAGAACAGAGGCCCACCUUUGAAUACUUGAAGCAUGUCCUGGAGGACUUUUUCACAGCCACAGAGGGACAGUACGAGCACCAGGUGUGACUGUAACUCCAGAUGUACAACCUUGACCAAAACUCCCAACAUGUCAAUCCCUUCUUAAGACAUUUUGAAAUGAGGAGCAUGAAGCGCUGGCAUAGUCUGGAAAGGCUCAGUGCAGCUGGAUGCUACCCCCACUGAGCUGUGGAAGGUUUUCCCUUUAAACUCCUAUUCUGUUGGGUAGGCUGCAGAUACAUACAUCUGGGAGAUGAUUAUUCCCUCCAUUACCUCACGUAUUCCAAGACUGAGAAACAUGGUCCUGGGGCUAAGCUUGGCUCCAACCAAACCUGGCUUUAACUGCCUUAAUAGAUGCUUCAUCUUUAAACGAUCCAAGUCUGUUUGGACAAGGCCAUCUAGGGUUGCCUACUCCAGGUUGGGGGUGGAGCCUGCGGAGGGCAAGGUGUAUGGAGGAAAGAGACCUCCACAGGAUAUAAUGCUAUACAUAUAUAAUGCCACCCUCCAAAGCAGUCACUUUCUCCAGGGGAACGGAUCUCUGUAGCCUGGAAAUCAGUUGGAAUUCCGGGAGAUCUCUUGGCAUCAACUGGUAGUUGGCAACUCUGUCAGGGAUGGGAAUGCACACCCCAUAAUCCUAGAUGCAGCACUUUGUUAGAUUGUAAGCCCUUUGGGGCAAAGCCCCACCUUUGUUUUUUUGGGGUUUUGUUUUGCUUACGUUGCUCUGCAAAGCACCCUGUGCAAGGAUAAAUAUAAAUAAUCCAAGGCAAUAAUAACCAUUUUUAGUAGUGAGAAG